AUGGCCACUCCACAUGUAUUAGCUAUACCAUAUCCAGCACAAGGCCAUGUUAUCCCCCUAAUGGAAGUUUCACUUUGGCUAGUAAGACAUGGCAUCAAAGUCACAUUUGUAAACACGGAAUUCAAUCACCAGAGAGUUGUCAAAGCAUUAACAGAGACAGAAAACACACAAGAAAAAGAAAGGGUAAAGUUGGUAUCAAUCCCAGAUGGAUUGGAACCAUGGGAGGACAGAAAUGAACUAGGAAAGUUAUCCAAGGUAAUUUCGACGGUUAUGCCUGGGAAGUUGGAGGACCUAAUUGAAAAGAUAAAUGGAACUGAGAGUGAUAAGAUUAUGUGUAUUAUAGCAGAUUAUGGCAUGGGAUGGGCGUCGGAGUUGGCCAAGAAGUUGGGAAUCAAGAGUGUAGCUUUCUGUCCUGCUGCGGCUGCCAUGUUGGCCUUGGCAAAUAACUGUUUAAAGCUGAUUGACGAUGGAAUCAUCGACGGUGAUGGCAGAGUCUUGAAGAAACAAAUGUUUCAACUGUCUCCAGCCAUGCCUCUAAUGAACUCUGAGACCUUGGGAAGUCAGAUUGCUCCCCGUGAGGGGUCGGAUCUGUCUUUUCUACUUAGAAUUCGUAGAGAUUUUCCCAGAACCCCAGUCCAGCCCUCUAGCCAAGAAGGUAUACUGGUUAAGGAGGAAAUAUAUUCUCAUCAAGAAUCAAUAACUACAAGAAAUAGGAAAAUAAGAAGCAACAAGUCAAGAACCCAUCAAAGAGAAACAAAGAAUUUCGAUGGCACAAAGGAAACAUAA
Molecule: messenger RNA, 786 nt
Organism: Olea europaea var. sylvestris
Lineage: Eukaryota; Viridiplantae; Streptophyta; Magnoliopsida; Lamiales; Oleaceae
Product: UDP-glycosyltransferase 83A1-like
Exons: 4
Coding region: 1-786 (261 amino acids)
Source: RefSeq, a predicted model, not a curated record